Molecule: messenger RNA, 417 nt
Organism: Suillus paluster
Lineage: Eukaryota; Fungi; Basidiomycota; Agaricomycetes; Boletales; Suillaceae
Exons: 3
Source: RefSeq, a predicted model, not a curated record
AUCACCACAUUUCUCUCUCAGUCAUUUAACAUAUUGGUGGAUGCGGUAGACUAUCUCUGGGAGAUUGUGAAGGAUCUUGUGUGGACCCUGCCUAGUGCAGCUGAGGAACAAGCUGAGGAGGAGGCUUCUUUCAUGAUACAUGGACAUCCACUAGGUCUCACGCGUGUCCUUUAUCCUCUGGUCAAGACAUGUAUCAAUCCCAAGUGCACUGCCUGGCAGCUUGGAUCCCUCCUCAAAAAAGAAGAGCAACAAUGUGUUGUUGUUUUCACACAUGCAAGUGGCACCCACUCUGCAUGGUCCAUUCACCUGAAAUGUCAAGCAUGCAGCACCAACUAUCAUCAUAAUUACAGUGUCAGGGACAAGACUUGCACAUACUAUGGUGGAAUACCAUCACAUAUACAGGUUGCAGAGCAUUAG